GUGUCUGCUAGCAAGGGAUCGAGAGUAGGGUCACGGCGGCCCGAGGAGACGAGCAAUGCAAACAGGGGAAAGGAGAGGCAUGGUAUCAACACGUAGGCUUGGCAUGGCGGGACAGGGGGAGGGGGCGUGAUGUCUCCCCGCCCACCCCCUCAGUCCUGCGAUACGUUUGUUGUCUUGUCGGACCUCACCAAGGGUGGCCACGUUGUCUUUGGCAAGAACUCGGACCGGCCACAGCAUGAGGUGCAGGAGAUAAUUUACUGUGCAGCAGCUGAUCAUGAUGCAGGCAGCAAGGUGCAGUGUACAUACAUAGAGGUGGAACAAGUGGAGCACACUCAUGCAGUGAUCCUAAGCAAGCCAUCAUGGAUGUGGGCAGAGAUGGGUGCCAAUGAGCAUGGGGUGUGCGUAGGCAAUGAAGCAGUGUGGACCAAGCUGCUGGACGACUCUGAUCAGGAGGAGCGGUUGCUGGGCAUGGAUAUGGUGAGACUAGCCCUGGAGCGCAGUACAUCAGCAGUGAAUGCAGUGGAGGUGCUCACUGGCCUGCUGGAGGGUCACGGGCAAGGUGGUGCCUGCUCUGAAGAUGAACCAGACAUGUGCUACCACAACAGCUUCAUCAUUGCAGAUGCCACCGAGGCCUGGGUGCUGGAAACUGCCGGACAGUACUGGGCAGCAGAGCAUAUCAAGAGUGGCUACAGAAACAUCAGCAAUGCACUCAGCAUUGGGACCAAAAUUGACCGCAUGAGUGAGGGGCUGCCAGCAGUGGCUCAGGAGAAGGGCUUCUGGGAUGGUAGCGGAGACUUUGACUUCAGUAAGGCUUUUGGGGUGAGCGAGGACUAUGCUGGCGGCAGGAAAGAGUGCGGCGAGAAACUGCUGGCCAAGCUAACUAAAGGAGGUGACUUUUCCUUGACACAAAUGUUUGAGGUGUUGAGAGACGAGGAGUCAGGAAUAUCACGCGGCACAGACCACAAACACCCAACUGCUGGGAGUAUGGUGUCGGUGGUGAGCCAGGGUGAAGGUCGGCCAAGUUGCCACUGGUUCACUGGCACCCCAGACCCCUGCCGCUCAGUCUUCAAGCCCUUCAUCUUCACCAACAAUGUGAAGAUCUCGCCACACAUUCAGAGCCCCCACAUACCUGAGGACCAGGACCCUGCCAAGGUGGUGCCACGGUUUGCCUCCAAGGUGAACCGGACCCACUUGCUGUACCGGCGGCAGCAGCAGGCGAUGGCCUCAGGAGACAGCAGCAUCUGGGGCACCCUGAGGCAGCUGGAGGAGAAGUGUGUGCAGGAGACUGAGACGGUUCUGGAGAGCUUUGACCCUGAGAGGCUAUCAGAGAUGGAUGACCUUCUCAAGGAUUGCAUUGAUUCUGAGCUCAAGUUUUACAAGUAAUUGGAAAGUGUUCUUUGGGCAUUGCCGGCAGCCUAGCCUAGAGACGAGGGUUUUCUCUGGGCCUUCCUCAUUUCCGUUCCCCUCCCAUAUUCCAACUUCUCCCAAAUCCUUUUUCUCCUCGGGCUCCCUCGUCUCCGCUCAUUCCUGAGGCACCGGCAGUUCAUAGUAAUAAGUAGUGUUGUCAUUGGCAGUUUGGUAAGGCAUAGUUUUUUUUUUUUUUUCUGUUUCUUUUAUGAGGACAAUUCCUCAUCAGUAGAGAGCAUUUCCAGUGGGCGCCCGGCUGCCAUUACCACGCUAGUUUUGUUUUUCGGCAGACUAGAAAUUGAAGAUAAACUCUUGUCAUUGAGUACUUACUGCCUUAUCCCAAUAUCCCCAACACCACAUUCUGUAACCCUCCCUUUCUCCCCACUCCUGACCACCAUGAGUUCUUCCAGCAUAUUCCUGAGCAUUUUCUUGAGUGUUCCAGCAGUAAACCCAUUUUUUAUACUACUGUGCUUAGUGAUGUAAGGACUCUUGAGCAGACCAGACUUGCUUAGGGAUGAAUCACAGUCAAGGGGCCAUGUGGCAAGACUGUCUCACUGAGGUUAUAUCAGAAAUUGGCUGCAAACACUCCACCAAAUUAAUCAUGGAGGCAGUAGAGACUUUACACAUUAGUUGAUUAACUUAAAAGGGAAAAAAUAUGUAGGAGCUCUCUGAAAAAUGAUCUGCGGUACUUAUGUAGAAAAAGGGAACCAUGGCAGUUGAAUUGUAGUGAAUGUGAGGAAAAGGAUAAGCAGUCAGAUUGUCAGCUCCAGUUCAUGCUCCUUCUGUAUGGUAGCUGAAGAGUAAGGAGUAACCUCUAGGGAGCAUGAUAGAGGCAAGAACGAGCAGUGUCUCUGUAAAGAAUGCAGGGUGAAAGAUAAUUAAGGCUGCCUCUGCUUAUUUUCUUGUGAUGCUUAGGAAAUAAUUCAGUGAAUUGCUGUGUGUAUUAAACCUAUGUAUGUGUCUGGAGAAUGUUUAGGUGAGUGAGCUCUUGACUCACUCUUGAUAGCUGAGAAGGAAUUUGAAUUUUUUAUGUUUUUGUAUAUUUGUUUCUUUAUGUGAUGUGAGCUGAAUGAUCUUGAAAGUUUAUUCUUGCUUAUUUGUGAUGAUUGAAGAAAAGAACUUGUGUAAUUUGUAAUUUUGUUCAAUUUCUUACUACUGUGCUUACUUUGGGAAUUUAUUAAUGAAUAAUGUAAAAAUUGUGAUAUCUACUUGUUUACUUUUGAUGAUCUAGAAGCAAAUUAUUGAUGCAUUAUUUGUCAUUACUAUACCUUUCUUUGUAUUUGUUUAACUUGUUUGCAUAAUUUUUGGGACAUGGAUGAUCUUGAAACUAUCUUCCUAUUACCUCUUUUGUGCUUAAGAAGAAAGAAUUUUGAGAAUUAUUUGGCUUUUUUUUUUAUAUAUUUUCUUUAUUUUUUUUUAGAUGUGUGUAUACCAGACAAGAGACAUAAGGAGAAAGACUCAAGUUCAAGUUGAUCUUACUCAUAUCCUGAGUGAAUAUUUCUCUUGUUUUCCUUUAUGUUACUUUGUCAGCUGGAUCUUAACACAAAUGAAUUCCCUGCCUCAUUUUGAUAGCUAUGAUGAGAAAACUCCCAGUGACUUACCCUUGGUGAUUCAAUGAUUGGGAUGGAGAAAUGUUGCAUUGGUUAACUUUGUCAUGACUGGAUGACUAGCAUGAAGGAGGAUUGUGAAAAUUAAUUUAGUCAUGAUUGGCAUUUUUACAGAUGCUCCAGCUCACUUGUAUCAUUAAGCACUUCUGUGCACCUCAACUCUACCCAAGUUCUAGCCAUAGAUUUUCCUCUCCCAAAAAUUGAAUCCAGAAUAAUUUCUUCCCAUGACAAAUUCUUCCUGCUCAGGCUAACAUGGGAACAGUUUUUUGUGAUGGACUAUUUUGUAUGGGAAACUUUACUUGUUUGGAACUAUUGGUAAACAGAAUAGAGAUACUCACAAGACAUUGGUCCAUAAGAUAAGAAUGAACUGAUGAGGUUGCAAGGUGCAUGGGUUGGAAUGAUCUUGGAGUUAAAAACUACUUAUAUAGUAUUAUAGUUACAUUUUAAUCUAUAUAAAAAGACAUUGGGAACUCUAUGGGUGAUAAUGCAUGACCAAAGAAUAUUAUAGAGUCAGCCUGUUGCUGCUGACAACCAUGAUUCCUCUAAUGAGGAUCUUUUUGGUGUGAUCUAGUGACAUGCUUGAGGGGAGAGGUUGGAAAGAUGGUAAUGGAUUCCUCACUGAUUUGAAUGAUCCAUAGAAAAGCAUUAUGUAUGAUGGUUCAAAGAGAGAUGCUAAACAACUGGCUAUUAAUUCAUGAUGAUUUAAAAGACAGAGGGAAAUAAGUUAGUAAUUUAGCUAAUAUGUUGGUACUAUUAUGGUUUCAUUCAUUUGUCAUAUCUUUGUGUCAUUCAUCAGGUGUGUGCAUCUCUUAACCCGUGCGAGAGUGAGAUGUAAGUCUGCUAUACUGUUGAAGUUUUGUUACCAGUAUUUAGAAUGGCAGUUGUUUUCAAAUUAUCAAAUUGGAUAAAAUGUACAUGUGUCUGGCAUUCAUGUAUUCUUUGUUGUUGGAGAACAAUGAUAAAAGAGUGAUUAAUGCACAAUUUGGAGUUCACAGUGUGAGCGAUGAAAUACACUGGUAUUAAGUUUCUAUGUAAGGUGAGAUGAAUGAGUUCAUACAUUAGUCAAGUGUUAUAUCUGUCAACUUUGACCAACAAUGGUGGAUGUGAAAAAUAUUAGCAAUGUGGAGGUAAUGAUAGUUUUAGUUAGACAUUUUUAAUUUUUAAAAUCUAAUCAGCAGUAGACAUGGAAAAUAUUGCAUGAAAUCAUAGAGCUUUGAUAAACUGUCAUAGUAGUGUUUGCUUGUCUGGACAUGAAAAGUGUAAAGUAUAUCAAGUAAAAUUACAUUAGAUUAGUGUGUAGCUUACAGUCUUUUUUAUUUAUACAUAAGGAGUUGGCUUUGGGUUGAUAGGAACACUAAGGGAAUGUCAAAAUCAGUUUCCAAAUCCAAGUAGAUGCUAUAAUUUGAAUUAAUUUAUUUUUAUAUGAAUAAGGAAAGAGCAAGACAAGGUGUAAAGAUGAAUUGUUAGAGGUCAUGUUAAUGGGGCUGCUUUUAUAGUGCUGAGGAAUGCUGGACAGGCAGGUAUGUAUUGAUUAACCCUAACUGUCACUUUUAGGUCCCCUGUGUCCCUCCUUCCAUAAUAGAGUGAUCCUCACACAAGCACAGCCCUAGGAGAGGCAGAGAGCAGGGAACAUGUAAUUUGUUAUGCUGAGUGCCAAUCCUGAACCCAUUAGUGUUGAUAGGAAGGAAGAUUUUAGAUAUUUGAAUCCACUUGAACACAUUCAUUGUGCAGUUGUGAUAAUGUUUUGUAGAGCAGCAACCAAUCACUUCACAAGAGAGCAGCUGGUAAAAAUAUUGGAUGAUUGUGGUGGAUGCAAACAUCUCUCAUUGAGAUGCAUAUUGGCUAGACAGCUCAGGAUGGUGGUAUUUCUGGCAAAUUAUAAAAGUAUUGCUACUAUUAUAUAAGUGUUGGGUACUUAAGAACGAGUAGGGAAACAUUAUUUGAAAGUAUUCAAAGAGUAACAUUGUACUGAGAGAAUGUUUGCUCAUCAGUGAUCCUGUAUGUUAAAGAAUCAUUGCCAAUGUAAGGAAACAUUACCAAAAAAUAUUUGUUUAAUAUUGAUUUAUGAGUGCAGGCAAGAUCUGUAAUAAAGGUAUUUACAGAAUGAAAUAACCUUAUCAGUAAAUCUUCAUAAACGUUAGGGAACUAUGAAAAAGUAUUCAGCGUAACAUUAUGGUCUGAGAGAUGGUCUCUGUAUGAUUAAAAGUACCUAGUGAAAUUACCCUUGUGAAUAUAGGUAGGGGUUCUCAGAAGGAGCCUUUAUACAUGUAGAAGUGUGCACUGUUUUAAGGGACCUCUAGAAGUGUAAGGGUUGUUUUGUAACGACUUUAUAGCAACAGUCUGGCACUUGACCUUCCUCCUUCUCUCCCUUACUCCCACACUUUGUCACUUCUUCCUUCCCUCCUUCUUUCCUUUGUUCCAGUGAGUAGAAACCAAAGACUUGGGUGAUAUUGUACUAUUAAGACUGCAUUUUUGUAUUAGGCUUAUUGUUCAUUUCAUUCAUUUAGCUACAUACCAUCUGUACUUGUUACUCCACGUAUAUCUUUUCCCUGCUUCAGGCUUCCUGCUUGUUUCUUGCUGUUCCAGUUGGAAAAGAUGCAUAGUAGGUAUGUAUUGCAAUGUUUAUAAAGGGAGAAAAUUAAAAGUGGAAAAGGGAAAAUAUUAAACACACUGCUUUGCCUGGCGUAAUUUUAAACAUAAAUGCGUAAAUCAUUGCACCCCCCCUCACGGCUAUCACCAAGAAUUUGUAAUGUAGUCGUAAAUUUUGUGCUUGUUUCUCUUAAUUACAUAGAAUAUGAUAAAUACAAUUACAACAAUAAAAAAGAAAAGAAAGAAUGAAUAACUGAAGAUGAUGAUAUCUGCAAUAUCUGUAUAUUAUUAGCAUUACGGCAACACAUUAUUGUCUCGUAAACUACAUCAAGGUGGUGGGGUAGUGCUUUAUCUGGCACAACUAUACUUUCUCUCUCUCUCUCUCUCUCUCUCUCUCUCUCUCUCUCUCUCUCUCUCUCUCUCUCUCUCUCUCUCUCUCAUACACACACACACACACACACACACACAAAAAAAAUAAAUUAAAAGAAAAUAAGAAAACCCUCAACAAUGGGAUACUUUGCAAAUGUUCUCUGUAUUUUGUACUUUUAUGUCAUCAUUAUGUUAAUGACAUUCUGAGAGGCAGGUGUAACUAAGUUUUGGAGGUGGAAAUGAAUUAGGUCUUAUGAGAGUAUGAGAAUUUAAGUGUCUUAUCAUGUUAGUACAUGUACAUUCUUUCACCCUUCUUAAACCUGCACUGAAUGUAAUGCUGGAAUUGCAUUUUGGUUUCCUGUAUCAGAAUGUGUGGUUUGAAUCAAGUCUUGGAAUUAGUUUUGAUAUCAGAUUUUUUAGGGGUAAUUUGAGUCAAUAAGGAAUAUUCACAUGGAUCAAAUUGCUACAAAAAGUUCUUGACUUUUGAUUACAUUUGGUCUAAUUACAACUUUUCUUGGAUGAAUAAUGAGCUGAUGAAUUUUUUUUUGUCACGUUUAAUUCUUAUGGUGAUAGUGCAUCAGGACUCCUUAUCAAGUGUGGCUAAAACUGCAUGUGUUUGAUAUUAAGUUAUUUGAUUAGAAUGGAUUUUAGAAUGAGGUUAGUAUGCUAGUGCAGAGAUUUGAAGUUAUGGUUCAAGUACACCUGAUGCAAGACAUGUCAUUCACAUAAUAUAAUCCAUAUCCGUGGUUUAGGAUUGAUUCCUUUAAAAAAAGUUGUCUCAUGGAAAAUGAAUAUGUAUGCAUGUAUGCUCCAUAAGAUAAUCAUUGCAUGAAUUCACAGCAUAUUUUUGUAUCCACUGUACUUUGUUUGUAAUUUUCAAUUAUGUAUUCAGGAUUUUGGUCUUGUGAAAGUUAGGCACAUAAGCACAUUGAGAAAUAACAAAUGCAUGAUGUCACCAUGUUUAUUGAUUUAUGUAUUGAUUACAUUGUAUGAGUGAAGCACCAAGCUAAUAAUUGACUACAUGUGACAAUGAACAGUACCUAUUCUUCUCUUGGAAUGCUAAUAACAAAGUACUAAAAGCUUAAUUUGACUAACCAUAAAUGAUUCUAUUUCACAAUAUAAUACAGCCACUGAACACUGAAUUAAUCCAUCGCUCCAGUUCAUGUAUAUGUGAUUCUUCCAAAGUUAAGGAGAAAAUUUAAUGCGCUUUAUUAUUAUUACUAUUAUUAUUAUUAUUUGGUAAGGUAUAUCAGUUGAAGAAUUAAGACAUGAAACUUCACUGGUUCACUAUGUACUGUAUUUUACAACAUAUAGUACAUUAUAUACUUAUGUACUUGUUACUUACACACCACCCACAGCUCACCAGGCAAUGUAUUAUGAGCUGCUAAUGCUGAAUUACACUCUGACAGUGGUUUUUGGAGUCUGUUACCAUCGUUAUUAUUGUUAUUUUGCUAAACUGCAAUUUUUUUUAUUAUGUGGUCUCUCUCUCUCUCUCUUUUUCCAGUGACACACACACACACACACACACACACUGUGUAAUCACAGCACGCUGCCUGGUCACAAACAAGUUAAUUCAAGCAGAAGUUUAAGGUAACUAUGAAAUUCACCAGUGUACCAUUCACGAAUAUUUCCACAGCAAGUUUUGAUUACCAUUGUCACCCUUUUGGAAAAGUCACUUACAUGCUGAAGAAAAUGCUGUUAUUAAAAGGAAGUAUUUCCCCACAUAAGUACUCCAUAUUUUUCAGGUACAACCUCCAUAUAAGUACCAAUUGCACCAUAUCACUUAAGAGAAAAAUUGAAAUAAAAAGAAAUCCAUAGAA
This is a messenger RNA of Portunus trituberculatus (swimming crab), 7792 nucleotides long. Its product is annotated as secernin-3-like. Gene Ontology annotation, molecular function: cysteine-type exopeptidase activity; dipeptidase activity. Gene Ontology annotation, biological process: proteolysis. The record is from RefSeq and is a predicted model, not a curated record. Lineage: Eukaryota; Metazoa; Arthropoda; Malacostraca; Decapoda; Portunidae.